Messenger RNA from Botrytis cinerea B05.10, 1843 nucleotides. It is a transcript of the gene Bcapm4, whose product is annotated as Bcapm4. Lineage: Eukaryota; Fungi; Ascomycota; Leotiomycetes; Helotiales; Sclerotiniaceae. Gene Ontology annotation, biological process: clathrin-dependent endocytosis; intracellular protein transport. Gene Ontology annotation, molecular function: clathrin-cargo adaptor activity. The transcript has 3 exons. Gene Ontology annotation, cellular component: cytoplasmic vesicle; AP-2 adaptor complex. The record is from RefSeq and is a predicted model, not a curated record. Bases 284 to 1597 code for a protein of 437 amino acids.
GAAACAAGGCAACCAAAAUUUUAAUUGAAUCUUGUGUAGAAACAUUUGAAGACUUUUGAGCUCAUCAUCUACAUAAUCAUCUAACAAUAAUUCAAUAACACACCUACUAUGUUGAAAGAUUUCAUUUUAGCCCCUGAACACUACUGAAAGGGAUGUUCGGUAAAUAUUGUACUGAACUGAGCUUCUACUAUAGAUCUACUGCACCUCGUAGCUCUCGGCUCCCCACACCUUAUCCCUCGACAUUUCAAUAAUCAAAUCCUCCUUCAACUACAUAUAAAUCAAAAUGCUGUCUGGCAUAUUGAUCUUCAAUCAAAAGGGAGAGAACCUAAUCUUUCGCGCAUUCCGAAACGAUUGUCGACCUCGACUCGCAGAUGUCUUUCGAAUUCAGGUCAUCUCCAAUGCACAAGUUCGUUCACCAAUCCUUACUUUAGGAAGUACGACCUUCAGCCAUGUCAAACACGAAAAUAUAUAUUUGGUUGCAAUUACCAAGAGCAAUGCCAAUGCUGCGCUGGUCUUUGAGUUCCUCUACAGAUUGAUUGCGCUGGGGAAAGGCUACUUCGGAAAGUUCGACGAAGAAGCGGUUAAGAACAACUUCGUCCUGGUAUAUGAACUUUUAGAUGAAAUCCUGGAUUUUGGGUACCCUCAAAAUACAGAGACAGAUACACUAAAGAUGUACAUCACAACGGAAGGUGUCAAGUCGGAACGAACCAUGGAAGACUCGGCGAAGAUUACAAUGCAAGCAACCGGAGCUUUAUCAUGGAGGAAAGCCGAUGUCAAAUACAGAAAGAAUGAAGCAUUUGUAGAUGUCAUUGAAGAUGUGAAUCUUUUGAUGUCUGCUACAGGAACUGUUCUACGCGCUGAUGUAAAUGGUCAAAUUGUCAUGAGAGCAUACCUUUCCGGAACACCAGAAUGCAAGUUCGGACUUAAUGAUCGAUUGUUGUUAGAUGGUGAUAGUCUUUCAUCUCUACCAUCUGGAAAUCGUAUGGGUACCAAGGCCACCAAAGCAGCAGCUGGUAGUGUUACACUGGAGGAUUGCCAAUUUCACCAAUGUGUUAAGCUGGGGAAAUUCGACACCGACAGAAUUAUUUCGUUCAUACCUCCCGAUGGAGAAUUCGAACUCAUGCGCUAUCGCGCCACCGAAAAUGUCAAUCUGCCAUUUAAAAUCCAUGCCAUCGUGAAUGAAGUUGGUAAAACAAAGGUCGAAUACAGUAUUGCAAUUCGAGCAAAUUAUGGUAGCAAGCUAUUCGCUACCAAUGUCGUUGUUAAGAUACCUACGCCUUUAAAUACUGCUCGAAUCACCGAUCGAUGUACGCAAGGAAAAGCAAAAUAUGUACCAGAGGAGAAUGUUAUUAUAUGGAAGAUACCAAGAUUUACUGGACAAAAUGAAUUUGUAUUGAGCGCGGAAGCUACAUUAACAAGCAUGACGAACCAAAAGGCAUGGUCAAGACCACCAUUGAGUUUGAACUUUAGCUUGUUGAUGUUUACAAGUUCAGGACUAUUGGUUAGAUAUCUAAAGGUUUUCGAGAAGAAUAAUUACUCAAGUGUAAAAUGGGUCAGAUAUAUGACUAGAGCAGGGUCUUAUGAGAUACGGUUUUAAUCAAAGGUAUCAUUCGGGAUGGAGUUUUGGGAAACAAAGCAUUGCCAAGGCGUCGGAGUAGAAAUUGGGAAUAUAAUACAAUCUUCAUGUCUUACUAUGGUCAUUUCUGAGGAGCUUUGCUUUGGCAUCCUCAUUACCCAAUUCUCUAAUCAAAUUCUCAAACACAAUACACACUCUUAUUGUUUUUCUCUUAUACUUGAUACUGAACCACAUAACAAAGUCGUCUUUUAAUACUCCUCCAUCUCA